Triticum turgidum subsp. durum (durum wheat) is the source of this 483-nucleotide messenger RNA. Lineage: Eukaryota; Viridiplantae; Streptophyta; Magnoliopsida; Poales; Poaceae. The record is from the annotation of a GenBank genome assembly.
AUGGCGCCCGUACUACCUGCGCCGGCGGCGGCGGCGGCUCCUCCCACCUUCUGCCGCGUCUCUCUCCCGGCCCGCAGCGCCUUCCCCUCCUCCCCCGCCAAAAGCCUUCGCAGGUUUGCGGCCAGGAGCAGCGGCGGCGGCGGCCGUCCCGAGCCCAAAGCAGGUGAUGACGAGAGCAAGGCCGUCCUUGACGCCUUCUUCCUCGGGAAGGCCUUGGCGGAGGCGCUGACGGAGAGGGCCGAGUCGGUGGUGGGCGAGGUAUUCAGCGUCGUCGGGCAGUGGCAGGCGGAGCAGCAGAAGCAGGUCCAGGAAUUCCAGGAGGAAGUAGUUCAGAGAGCCCAAAAGGCUAAGGAAAGAGCUGCUGAGGAGGUCGUUGAUGAUAAGGGACCAAAGACUCUAAAGGGACCUUCAACAACAAUCGUGACGCCUGCACCUAUGUCUCCUCCUUCUCCUAAUAUUCCCACACAGGCAGAACAGUUAUAA